CAAACAUACCUAUAACAUAACCUGUAAAACUAAAAACAACACAAUACAACUUAAUUUCAGGUGAAAGAAAAAUACAAGAAAGUAACUUAGAUUACUGUAUGUUUCUCUGAAUCUGCGUGGUCACAAAAAGUAAAUUGAUUUCAUAAAAACUAUGGAUUCCCAAUAUGUUUUACGAGAGCACAACAUAUCUAAGGGAACAAAAAAAAUACCAGCAUCCGAGGAUAAACCUCUUCAAAUCAAUAUUGUACGAUAUGAUGACCGUGAACUAGAGUUUGACCUGAUAGGAGUUCACACAUCUCUAGCUAAUGCCUUCAGAAGGAUUCUUCUUUCUGAGGUGCCAAGCAUGGCAAUAGAAAAAGUGCUUAUUUACAACAACACAAGCCUUCUACAAGAUGAAGUUUUAGCCCACAGGCUUGGAUUGAUCCCACUCAAAGCGGAUUGUCGCUUAUUUGAGUAUAAGCCAGAAGUCGAUGCAGAGCCAACUGAUCAAGACACCCUUAAAUUUGAACUGAAAAUCAAAUGUACAAGAAAUGCAAAUUCUGGAAAAGACUCAACUAGAGUGGACGACUUGUACCAAAACCACAAUGUUUAUAGCAAACAUAUCAAGUGGAUCCCCGUUGGCAGCCAGAAUGACUUAUUCAAGAAUGUAGAUGUGGGCCCAGUACAUGACGACAUCCUCAUUGCCAAAAUGCGACCAGGACAUGAAAUAAACCUACAGAUGCUUGCUGUCAAGGGAAUAGGCAAGGAUCAUGCAAAGUUUUCACCAGUAGCUACAGCAUCAUACAGGUUGCUGCCUACGCUGCAGCUGACACAAGAGGUUGAGGGGGAACUUGCUCUCAAGCUGCAGUCUUGCUUCUCUCCAGGAGUCAUCAGUGUAGUAGAGGACCAAAAAGGUAGAAAAUUUGCCAAAGUGGACAAUCCCAGAUAUGAUACUUGUAGCAGAAAUGUUUUUAGAUUUAAUGAUCUCAAAGAUAGCGUGGUCAUGGGAAGAGAGGGAGAUCAUUUCAUUUUUACUGUAGAGUCAGUGGGUGCCUUGAAACCUGAUGAGCUGUUUUUGGAGGCUGUCAAAGUUCUCAAGAACAAAUGUAGAGUGUUAUUACAACAAAUUGAUAAUGUUAUGACUGAGUAAAUAUAAUUCCUUUUUAUUACUGUUGUUAUUCA
This is a messenger RNA of Macrosteles quadrilineatus (aster leafhopper), 1161 nucleotides long. Its product is annotated as DNA-directed RNA polymerases I and III subunit RPAC1-like. The transcript has 9 exons. Bases 152 to 1129 code for a protein of 325 amino acids. The record is from RefSeq and is a predicted model, not a curated record. Gene Ontology annotation, cellular component: RNA polymerase III complex; RNA polymerase I complex. Gene Ontology annotation, biological process: DNA-templated transcription. Lineage: Eukaryota; Metazoa; Arthropoda; Insecta; Hemiptera; Cicadellidae. Gene Ontology annotation, molecular function: DNA binding; protein dimerization activity.